UUUUUCUUUAUUAUUUUUAAUAUGGAAACGCUUGUUUGUAAUUUUCAUUCAGCACACACAAAUUCAUUUAUUUCAAGGAAGACCCCUUCUUCUACAUUUCUUACUCGCCAGGUCCGCAUCAGCUUACCCAGUAAUCGGAGCUCCGCCACCUUAACACUGAGGGGAAUGGCUGAUUCCACCCAAAACCCAGUUCUUAAGCAGCAGAAGGUUAUAAUACCAAACAAGCAUGGCGAAAAAAUCGUGGGUUUAUUACACGAUACUGGAUCUAAGGAGAUUGUUGUCUUAUGCCAUGGCUUCCGUUCCACAAAGGAACAAGAGACUAUGGUGAACCUUGCUGUUGCAUUAGAAAAUGAAGGAAUUAGUGCUUUCCGUUUUGACUUUGCUGGAAAUGGAGAAAGUGAAGGUUCAUUUGCAUAUGGUAACUACUGGAAAGAGGCUGAUGAUAUUCGUGCUGUAAUUGAACACUUCUCCGGAGCAAACCGUGUCACAAGUGUGAUUCUUGGCCAUAGUAAAGGAGGUGAUGAUGUGCUCCUAUAUGCCUCAAAAUAUCAUGAUAUCGGUGCAGUUGUCAAUAUUUCCGGUCGUUAUGAUCUCAAUAAAGGGAUUGAGGAACGAUUUGGGAAAGACUUCAUGGAAAAAAUUAAGCAAGAUGGAUUCUUUGAUGUAAAGAACAAAGCAGGAACUAUUAUUUAUCGGAUUACGCUGGAAAGUUUGAUGGAUCGCCUCAACACAGAUGUACAUAAAGCUUGUCUUCAGAUUGAUAAAGAGUGCAGGGUCUUCACUGUCCAUGGAUCUGCUGAUGAAAUCAUUCCUGUGGAAGAUGCAUUAGAAUUUGACAAGAUCAUACCUAAUCACAAAUUACAAAUCAUAGAAGGAGCUAAUCAUUCAUACACGUCACACCAAGCUGAGUUAACAUCUGCUGUUCUGAAUUUUAUAAAAGAAAUCUUGCAGUAGGACAAGGGUACCCCCAGCUAGGUAUUUACAGCUGAUGAUAUGUAUUCAGAGACUGGCGAAACCUACAUUCUAUAACUGAGAAAUGUUUGUAGUUAGAAAAUGUAAUUGAUGACAAGUAUUGUUGUAAGCAGGUUGCACAUGGUAGAACCUAGCAUGUAAUAAGAAUUGUUGAAGUCAUGAUGCACUCAGUUUAAUUUGAAAUUAGAAGUAAGACUGUAUGGCAUUAAAAUUA
Molecule: messenger RNA, 1186 nt
Organism: Ricinus communis (castor bean)
Lineage: Eukaryota; Viridiplantae; Streptophyta; Magnoliopsida; Malpighiales; Euphorbiaceae
Exons: 7
Coding region: 22-954 (310 amino acids)
Cellular component (GO): cytosol
Source: RefSeq, a predicted model, not a curated record